CAACCGAAAGGAAGGUCUGCAGGCGGCGGGAAUAGUAGUCUUGGACAGGAGGACUGCCCAAAGGAUCACUCCGCCGAGAAGGCAAAGAAGUCCUCGCGGCUGCGGGGCAGGCUCCACGAUUGCGCAGGCGCGCGGGGGGCCGGCGGAUGGAUAUACGGAGGCUGGGCAGUUGGCCGCGAGAGGCGACGCGCUGACGGAGGCGCUCGUGAGAGGGCGGGGCACGCUGCCGGCCGUUUGAACCUGGCGGCGGGACAUGGCAGUAGCGGCGGACUGGAGAUGGAUGUCAUUUCCGAAACCAAGGAUGGCCUUGAAGAACCUGUUACUAAUGGUAUUGAAAAUAAAUCCUUAGGAGACAAGAGAUAUUUAAUCCACCCGAAACAAGAAGCAGUAGUAGACCCAACCUUCAGGACACCAGAUAAAAUUAAGACCCCAAUGAACUUUUCCACUAUAACAGUGGAGCAGCUUGGAAUUACACCUGACAGUUUCGUGAAGAAUUCACCAGGAAAAUCUUUGCUCAAAAAAUCAAGACGCCGUUCCACAAUUGGAGUCCGAGGUUCUCCUGAAACAAAUCUUCUCAUUAGAUAUAUUGCUCAGCAAAGGAAUUUAAAAAGUGGAAAUGACUCUCCUUUGGUAGAAGCUUCUCCUUCAAUACAGCAGGCCAGCCCUUUUCGAUAUAGAAAUGGUGAUUCGUUAAGAGAGCGAAUUUCUGCCUUCCAAUCUGCUUUUCACCAAGUGAAGGAAAACGAAGGAAAACCUGGACAUUUAGGGCCAGAAGGAGAAUUUCAGGCAGCAGACUGCACUAAAAACAAAAGCCCCAAACAUUGUGAACAGCCCAAGCCGUGUGGAGAGUUAUCAUCAAAGCGAAGACGAAUAUCUUAUCAGAGAGAUUUAAAGGAAAAUAUAGCUGAUGGUGAAAAAAAAUUGACUGACGUCCAGAUAUGCCAUAUUGCUACUUUUCCUGACGCAAACCGAAUUUAUACCUGUGAAACUUCUAGAACAGAUCAUUCUAAGGAAUCAUCUUUUGAUCCGUCCAUUGUUGCACAGUCUGGAUGCUCAGUUUUAGAGGAGACUUCACUGAAAAAUCUCUCAGGGGCUGCAAAGGGGAAGGACACAGCUGGAUGUGCAGAGGAAGAACUAGCAAGUAAUGCUGCAUCAAGACAUCGUGGAAGGAGAAGCAAAUUUGAGAAAGAACUGAACACAGAAACAUUCAAUGAGACCAUGCCUCCAAUUGCACCUGUGUACCAGGGGGACCUUUCAUCUUGUGAAUCCUCCUUCCUUCGAUCUGUGCUGAAGAAGACUCCCGUGAAGCUGCUUCUGGAAAGCUUACAGGAACAUUGUGACACCACUGGUUAUGAUGGAAAACAAUCAUUCUCAUUCUCAGAUCUUUCAAAAGGUUGUGAAGAAUUGAAAAACGAAAAAAGCAGUUUAAAAUUCCCAAAACCAUGGCACAGAAAGAGAGUUACUUUUGGAGAAGAGCUAAGCCCAGAAGUAUUUGACGAAUCAUUGCCAGCAAACACCCCGCUGCGAAAAGGGGGUACACCUGCUCGAAAUCAAGAUGUUAGAAGUAUUCAUCCUCCCCUUUUCCCAAGACUGUCGGAGGCAAUAUCUCAACCAAGCUUUGAAGAACCAGAACAGGAGCUUGUUAAAAUGGAACCACUCGAAGUGUCUUUUGCAGUUCUAGGACAUGCCACUAAUUCUUCAUCCUCUGAAACUGUUGAAGCUUUUGAUGCUGUUAAUUCUUCAAGUAAAUGUGAAAAAAUUUCCCCUGUCAAAGUUUCUAGAAUAACAAGAUCUGCUAGUAAAAGAAAGCAAUCGGUUAAUGUUACUACAGAGGCUGAUUUUAGCAACCUAGUUAACAUAGAUGUUAAGAAUGAUAGGGAAAAGAGACCCAGUAAGAAGAAAGCACAAGGAACAAAGACCACAAACCGAACAGCCUCGAAAAGGAUACAAGUGUUAAAAAAUUGCAGGAGGAGGAAAGGAAAGGGAAAGAGUUUACAGAAGUCUUUCUAUGGUCUAAGAGAGGUAGCUUCUAAGAAACCUCUUCUGAGUCCUAUUCCUGAGAUCCCUGAGACCCCUUCUACAGCAGCGCUCAACACAGAGAGACCUCCAGUUCUGUGGAACUCAGAUUGUCUUGACAUGCUAAAAGAAGAUUCCAGCAGUUCCAAAGUAAGAGGUGAAGAUUCCGUGAACUCUGGCCCAAAUAGACCGGUUGGAAAAUUCAGAAAUAAAUAUUUGUCCCAGAACCCAGAAAUCUCGGAUCCAUCGUAUGAAGAAAAUGUCUCUGAACGCUCCAGUUCUGAUAUAGAAAGUGACUCAUCUCAUGGUCCUGUGUCUUUUGACCGGGAUUCAAAUAUAAGUAUGAUAACAGUUUAUGGAAGUGGUUGUAUUCAGCAUCCCGACAAGCUGGAGCAUCAAGACCACACAAAGAAAAGGACUAAGAACCAAAACGUCUGCCUUCUUUCUCCAACGUUAACUCUUGCAGCAGAAGAAGAAAUACCUCCAAUUAUCCCCAAUUCCAGUUUUUUUCUGUUGCAGCCCUUGCAGUCUGCUGCCAUUAUUCCAAAUGUGCAAAGUGCGUGUGAACCUGAAAGCUUCGACAACACACAGCAAGUAGAAGAAGUCGGUAUGUCGUGUGGAAAGCAGAGAGAUGUUUUAAUGGUUUCUGAAGAAAGACCGAAGAGCACUCAUUUAGCAAAUGCUCCAAAGGCAGAAUUGAAUCAUCCAGAAGAUGCUGACAUGAGCGAGGAUGUGGAACAACAAACCGUAAGUCGUGGCCAAGAGCUGAAACAGAGAAAAUCAAAAGCAAGCAGUGGCAUCUUAACUUACAAAAAUCUUAUGAAGAGACGGAGAAGAAGCUCUAUUUAUUGUCCAGCUGAUCAGAUUAUGCAUUUUGAAGACCCUGGGAAUCAGCCGCCUACCUCCUAUCCAAUGGAAGAAUUACCUGUUGACAAUUCUGAACUUUUCAACAAUUUAACCGAAUCCAUCAAACAGGCCUUUAGGAGAUUAAACACUAGUGGGUCAAAAGUAAGACGCAGCACAAGGUUUCGAAGAAAUUCUGACAGUCAGGGUCUCAUUUGGGUUUCACUUCCAGGCCCUUCAACUUCCUAUAUUUCUCAGAAAGCCAAAAGGACAACAAUGUGUUCAUCUAAUAGCAGAGAAUUUGAAAAUCUGUCCUUCGUCCAAGGGCCCUGUCUUUUGUCCUCUAUCUCAAGCAGGGAGAACUUGGAGAAUGAUCCUGUAUCUGGUGCUUCUUAUGGAACCAGGAGGAAGAGCUUUUGUGCAUCUGCUCUUUCAGAGACCAGAAGUACUUCCCGACCCAGAUAUUACAGGAGAACAAGCCUUUCUCAUAGGAAUGAGGACAACCACCCAAAGGACUUUGACAAAAUUGAAGUCUUGGAGAAUCCAAACAAUAUCUGACAUUUCCAGCAUUCGUUUUAUGAGGGGGAAGAUAACAAUAGGCAGUUUUCCCAAAAACAGAAGAUCUGAAGAAUUAAAGCAACUUAGAAGCAAUUUCAUCCAACAAACUCUGUUUGUGUUGUAAAAUUUUUAAACGUUAAGAUUUCUGUAUUUGAUCAUGCUUGUUUGCUUUUACUGUUCAUGGGUGGUAAAAACAAAGAUCAUGAUGUACUUAUGUUGUGUUUUUUUCUGACUGCCUUGCCUAAACAUCUUUACUCCUAGUACAUUUUCUCAAAAUCUUCCUGUAUCUUAAAUAUGUUAAGAUAGAAUCUUUGAAUUGCUUUUUAUAUUGAUGUAAAUUCAUAUUUGUACCAGAAGAUGGCAGCCUGACACGAGGCUUUUUGUGUAUAUUUAAUUAUAAAUCCAGGGCAACACCUGA
Antechinus flavipes (yellow-footed antechinus) is the source of this 3835-nucleotide messenger RNA. RefSeq names its product cell division cycle associated 2 (gene CDCA2). Gene Ontology annotation, biological process: regulation of chromosome segregation; regulation of mitotic nuclear division. The coding region runs from base 277 to 3417 and encodes 1046 amino acids. Gene Ontology annotation, cellular component: nucleus; chromosome. NCBI's taxonomy places the organism in Eukaryota, Metazoa, Chordata, Mammalia, Dasyuromorphia, Dasyuridae. The record is from RefSeq and is a predicted model, not a curated record. The transcript is spliced from 16 exons.